AGAAAAUCUCACUCACUUCUAAGAAAUGAGUUUGAAAGGUAAGUUGAUUGCUCAAAUAGAGAUGAAGUGUGCAGGAGAUUUGCUUCAUGAGCACUUCAAAUCAAAUCCACACCAAACAUCCACCAUGUCUCCUGAUAGAGUAACUAACUUCACAUUGCAUGAUGGUCAAUUGGGAAAAACUAACUCUGUUAUUAGCUGGAAAUAUAUCCUUGGGGGGAAAGAGCGGCAUGCCAAACAGGUCUUUCACAUAGAUGAUGCAGAAAAAUCAAUCACCUACCAUUUUAUUGAAGGACAUAUGAAUGAAUUAUACAACUCAAUGAAACUUACAUUAACCGUAAAGGAAAACUGGCUUACUUGGACUAUUAUGUAUGAGAAAUUGAAUGAAAAUAUUCCGGAGCCCCUUGACUUUAUGGAGUUCAUUAUUGGCCUCACCAAGGACAUUGCGACUCACCAUGUCGGAAAAUAGAUCUCAGUCCCCAUUCCCAAUAGCAAGAUGAUGUAUUAUUACUAUCCUAAAUCCUUACGAAUAAAUAAGACUAUUUGUGUGAUAAAUGUU
Messenger RNA from Solanum tuberosum (potato), 556 nucleotides. Its product is annotated as kirola-like. The transcript has 2 exons. Gene Ontology annotation, biological process: defense response. The record is from RefSeq and is a predicted model, not a curated record. NCBI's taxonomy places the organism in Eukaryota, Viridiplantae, Streptophyta, Magnoliopsida, Solanales, Solanaceae. Bases 26 to 466 code for a protein of 146 amino acids.